GGUUUUGUAUUGUCAGAUUGUAUGUAAUGUUCUAGCUGUGAAAAGAAAAGGAAACACGUACAUUUUCAGAUUUGUUCACCAAUGGCAGAUGUCAUAUUCAUAUAUCUGAUCUAACCAUCCUGACUAAGGUUGUCGAAUUCAUUUAUUUUAAUGUGUUUUAGACUUUAUCAUGAUGUCUGAACAUUAUGAUGUUAAGAGAGGGAAUGGUCAUGCAGGCCACUAAUUAUGUAUUUAUUAUUCAGCAAUGCAGGUUUCUUUCAAUUAAUGGCACAUCUCCACUGCAGAAGUUCAUUUGGGUGGGGUUUUCUUCUUGAUGUUUGCCAGGUGAAGUGAAGGCAGCUGCUGCGAUUAAGAACCAUCCUCCCUGCGUCUGGUGCGGUUCAGUACGGUUCUCUGUUCCGGUUCCUUUGCCCAGACACUCUCCCACAUGGCUUCGUCGCUGCUGAGCCGUCAACUGGCUUUGUCCCUGCAACAAAAUCUGCGCCUCAGUGCACCAGGCUGCAGAUAUGUCAGCAAAACAGCCGCAAAGUCGGUGGUGGACUUUGAGUACGAUGCUCCCUCAAUGAAGACUGAAGUCCCAGGGCCAAGGUCCAAGGAACUGCUGAAACAGCUGGGAGAGAUUCAGAAUGUUGGGGCAGUCCACUUUUUCUGCAACUAUGAUGAGAGCCGCGGGAACUACCUGGUGGACGUGGACGGGAACCGCAUGCUGGACGUCUACACCCAGAUCUCCUCCAUCCCCAUUGGUUACAAUCAUCCUGCUCUCAUGAAAGUCAUGGCUAACCCACACAAUUUGAGUUCAUUUAUCAACCGGCCAGCUCUUGGUAUCCUGCCACCUGAGAACUUUGCAGAGAAACUGAAUGAGAGUCUUCUGUCCGUUGCUCCCAGUGGUAUGUCCCGUGUGCAGACGAUGGCGUGUGGCUCCUGCUCCAAUGAGAAUGCCUACAAGGCCAUGUUCAUCUGGUACAGGAACAAAGAGAGAGGACACAACAUCCCAUCUGAUGAGGAGGUGACGUCCUGCAUGGUCAAUCAGAGCCCAGGCUGUCCAGAUUUGAGUAUCCUCUCCUUUAUGGGAGGAUUUCAUGGGAGAACUCUGGGUUGCCUUGCUACCACACACUCCAAAGCCAUUCACAAGCUGGACAUUCCGUCCUUCGACUGGCCCAUUGCACCCUUCCCGAAACUGAAAUACCCGCUGGAUGAGUUUGUCCGGGAGAACGCCCAGGAGGAAGCUCGCUGUUUGGAGGAGGUGGAGGACCUGAUUGAGAAGUGGAAAAAGAAGGGUAAGCCAGUGGCUGGCAUUGUGAUCGAGCCCAUCCAGGCGGAGGGGGGGGACAACCAUGCCUCUGCCGACUUCUUUAUCAAGCUGAGGAACAUUGCGACCAAGCAUGGCGCUGCCUUUCAUGUGGAUGAGGUUCAGACAGGCGGUGGAGCCACGGGGAAGUUUUGGGCCCACGAGCACUGGGGCAUGGACGACCCUGCUGAAAUUGUCUCCUUCAGCAAGAAGAUGCUCACGGGAGGCUACUACCACAAAGACGAACUGCAGGCCGACAAGGCCUACAGAAUCUUCAACACGUGGAUGGGAGACCCUUCCAAGAACCUGUUCCUGGCUGAGGUUCUCAACGUGAUCCAGCGGGAGAGCCUCCUGGAGGAGGUGACGCGCUCGGGGAAGACCCUGCUCCAGGGACUCUAUGCACUGCAGGCCCAGUACCCUCACCUCUUGAGCAGUGCUCGUGGUCAGGGCACCUUCUGUGCCAUCGACAUCCGAGAUGACCCUACUCGCAACAGCUUGAUCAUGAAAGCCAGGAACAAGGGUGUUCUUCUCGGUGGCUGCGGUGAGCGGUCGAUCCGUUUCCGCCCGGCGCUAGUCUUCAAGGAGUACCACGUGCACCAGUUCCUCAACAUCUUUAACGACGUGUUGCAGGAUUACAAAUAAGCAUGUUUGGCCUCGGGGCGGGGCGGGGGGGUGGGUGGGGGCGGAGUGGAUGGGGUGUUAGCGUAGCGUGUAGCUUGGCAGUCCUGCGGGUCUUGCAGAGGCACAGAGAGGUUCGAGCCCACAGGAUGGGGCUUUUUGCUCCGCCGCAAACCAUCCCAGCAAAGCCCAGUCCAGCACACAUUAAACCUCUCACACAUGUUUAUUUCUUUUUAUUCUUCUUCUUCUUCCUUGCCCUGAUCUUUUCUCUCCUUCCUCAGAAAUGCUCCUCCACAGGAGGCACACAUCUAUCUGCCUCUUCUUUACUCCCAGAUCCGCACAACUACAAGGAGCUUUUGGGUGGAUAAUGUCACUCAAAACUCCUCCUAUCUUUCUGGGUCAAAACAGCACAAGAUGUAUAUUUUGAAUAUCUGCUUUUGCCAACCGUUUGGUUUUUAUCACUGUUAAUGACAGCAAUAGACUAACAGCUUCAGCGAAGGCUGCUAACAGCUAACUUCACUUUAGCCCUAAGCAUACCUUGCUGAGGUUAGUACAACAUGUAUGUUUAAUUCUCAAAAGCAGAAGAGAGGACGAGAGCACAGGUAUCGUUAGCUUUUUUGAUGCCAGUAUUGCGGCUUAUGUUUGAGUCGUUAUGUUUAUAGAACUUUCUAGUUCAAGACACCGGUGACAAAGUUGCUCAUCUGUCAGGUGUUUGUAGUUUUUGCCUGAUUCUCAUAUGGUGUUCACAGAGCAUCACUGAGAAGGCCUUGCAUUUGUUGCGUCCUAUUCAGGGCAGCCACACGGCUACUGAAAAAGAAUACCUAGCAAUAUUUUAGCCACGUGGUAAGCCAUGGUGUGAACAUUUGAGCAUUCACCCAACUCCCCACUUGAAUGCUAGGAAGACUUGACAAAAAUCGUGAUCGGAAUUGUGAUUAUGCUCAUAUGACAUGCAGGUCUUUGCUUAGGGUGUUAAUAUCAUCAUUUUUCAAAUCACAUUAUGAGAUUCCCAAAAGGUUUGCAAAAACGUUAUUUUUUUCUGUGGAAUUGCAGUAAAGACAAGCACACGACGGUCUCGUUGUGACAACUCCAUCUUCAUGCUAACUGAAUGAACCUCUGAGCUCAGUGGUUCCCGUCCUGGCAUCGUUUACCUGAAGCCCUUACAGUGAAGCGCUGUCCCUCUCCUGGUCGAAUGACAGACAGGCUCCUGGAGGUGGCAUUCGACUGCCCCCACAGACCCCAGACUUCGCUCACGAGUUGGCAAAUGUCCAGAGCGAUGCAUCAGCUCUUCCUCCUGUCCCACAUACACAUAGACAGACAGCCAAACCCUACUCUCACCCAGUUAUGAGCGUGCUUAGAAACCCUUAAAUCAACAUGGCAACCCUGCAUCCUGUUCAUGCUUAGCUUGGUACACAGGUGAACAUGACCCCCCCUUAAGAAAAUCCUUCCGUUUUACCAGAUGAUGUGGACUCGUUUGAUGUCUCCGAAAUCAGACCGUGUGCGAAGUGCUGCAUGUUUUGGUUUCUUUUGAGUAUUUGGUAUUGAUAUAGUCUAGAUGCACAGACAA
Alosa sapidissima (American shad) is the source of this 3470-nucleotide messenger RNA. It is a transcript of the gene abat, whose product is annotated as 4-aminobutyrate aminotransferase. The transcript is spliced from 16 exons. NCBI's taxonomy places the organism in Eukaryota, Metazoa, Chordata, Actinopteri, Clupeiformes, Clupeidae. Gene Ontology annotation, cellular component: mitochondrion. The record is from RefSeq and is a predicted model, not a curated record. Gene Ontology annotation, molecular function: pyridoxal phosphate binding. Gene Ontology annotation, biological process: GABA catabolic process. The coding region runs from base 428 to 1930 and encodes 500 amino acids.